Molecule: messenger RNA, 1957 nt
Organism: Camelus dromedarius (Arabian camel)
Lineage: Eukaryota; Metazoa; Chordata; Mammalia; Artiodactyla; Camelidae
Gene: AIM2
Product: absent in melanoma 2
Biological process (GO): activation of innate immune response; cellular response to interferon-beta
Cellular component (GO): nucleoplasm; AIM2 inflammasome complex; cytosol
Molecular function (GO): double-stranded DNA binding
Source: RefSeq, a predicted model, not a curated record
GUAACUCACUUGUCGGAUCUCUGACCUAGGUCACUCCCUUUACUUGCACUUAGCUGAAUCUGUCAUUUCAUUAUGCACGGGAGCAUCUCUAAAAACGUGGGGAGCCUUGUGCAGAUAAUUGAGCUCUCUUACUUUUAUACCAGAGUGAAAUGAAUAUUCAGGACACUAUUGGGUGGCAGAGCAAAGACAUCUUGUGCCCUAACGGAGUCAACAGAAGAAGACGGGAUCAGAUUCCCCCCUUUGCCUUAGUUAGCAAUGUCUUAGCGCUCCGAUGGGCUCUUUACGUAUAGUAGAAAAGUAAGGAUGCAGAUUAGGGAGUCUGCCUCCAAAGCUGGGUGUGCUGUCUUAUCUGAGCAUGGGAUAUGAAAUCUUCCUUCUGCACCUUUUUUUUCUAUCUGGUUAAUUCUAGAUCUCAUAUCUCUUCCUAACCCCUCUAUAUCUCUUCCUUUGACUCUACCUAUCUUUGGCUGGCUUUCUGAAGUUUAACGUCAUGAGUGAAGUUAAGGUUUCCUCAAUCAUUCCUUCUUUAUUCAAGCGGAUGGCUUCUGUCUGUUGUCUUCAGCCUGAGCAGAAACAGAUGGUGACUCAGCAGGAAUGCAUCAAGGAAGAAGGGCUGCCAAAAAGCCCUAUGACAGUCGUGAUGCUGAAAGCAACGAAGCCAUUUGAAUUUGAGGCCCCAGAAGAGAAGCAAGAGAUGUUUCAUGCUACAGUGGCUACUGGGAGUGAAUUCUCUUUUUGUAAAAGUUUUCAAAAAAGCUAAAGGAAAAAAAAAAAAAAGCUAAAAAAUAAAUUCACUCCAAAGAAAAUAAUUAUAAUAUCAAAAUAUUAUUGGCACAUGUUCCUGGAUGUGAAGAGUGCCUCCCUUGUGUGUGAUGCUGAAUCUGACCACCAGAUCAGUGUUGUCCCAAAGCACGUUAUCAGAAAAGCUGGUGGAACCUCAAAGUUCAGCAAGCUUCAAACCUGGCCUCUUGGAGCAGUUGUGAAUGAGCUAUUUGUAGUCCAGAAGAAAACAAAACAGAGGAAUCAUAUAUAAUUUGACCUAAAUGACAAGACAAGGAGGAUGAAAGUACUGGUGCUUGGAAAAGAGAACAGAAUCCAGGUUGAGGAAGGGGAUAAACUUGACUUAACAUUCUUCGAAUUGUCAAAAACUGGAAGCAAACUACAGCUGAAACUUGGAGUUCAUAGUUUUCAUUAAUGUGGGAGGAAAGUCAGCUCUCCAGAGGGAUAAUAUUUUGUGUUUGCUUUCAGCAAACUGUACGGGUGCCACUGAACAGGAUGUGGUAUGGAAGACCCUGGUAUUCAGUACACUGACAUUUCUCCGAACUCAGGAACCUCCCUUUUAGGAAGUACACAUCCCAGGUGCCCAAUUAAGAGGACAUCGACUUCAUAUGGCAGAAACAGGCUGUGGUUCCCACACAGCCCCACAGCAGUUCACUGGUAAACUGUAAGUCUAAUGCAGACUAUUUGCCCAAAGCUGGACAAAUUAUUCUGAAAGAUGGAUACAAAAGUAGACACAGACCAGGUAUACCUUGAGGACAUAUUUCUCAGAGUCAACUCAGCUAUCCUUGCACCUACCAUAAUCUGGGGAAACUGAGUCAGGAUAAACUCCUACUCCUGUCCUUUCUUCUCUCCCUCAUUAGAAUGCAUCCUCCAUGGACAGAUGACUGGUAUAUUUAUACAGUGGAAUGCUACUCAGCCAUAAAAAAAAAUAAGAUAAUGCCAUUUGCAGCAACAUGGAUGGAACUGCUGAUUGCCAUUCUAAAUGAAAUAAGCCAGAAAGAGAAAUAAAAAUAUCAUAUGAUAUCACUUCUAUGUGGAAUCUAAAAAAAAAAAAAAAAGACAAAUGAACUUAUUUACAAAACAGAAACAGACUCACAGAAAUAGAAAACAAACUUAUGGGAGGGUGGGAAGGGAUAAAUUGGGAGUUCAAGAUUUGCAGAUACUAACUACUAAAUAU